Molecule: messenger RNA, 1332 nt
Organism: Glossina fuscipes
Lineage: Eukaryota; Metazoa; Arthropoda; Insecta; Diptera; Glossinidae
Product: trichohyalin-like
Exons: 1
Coding region: 1-1332 (443 amino acids)
Source: RefSeq, a predicted model, not a curated record
AUGGGUAAAGCGCGUUGGUCGAUGACAAAUGAGGCGCGUUCAGCGAACGAUGUCCGUAGUUCAUUCUUAGCAAGAAAAAUUUGGGCAGAGAAGGAGCUUGUGAAAGCUAUGUAUAACGAAGAAGCUCUCACGAUGACUGAGUCUGCGAAAAAUAUCAAAAAAAGGAAUAACCUUGAGAUUUGCAAUGAGCUGUGUAACUUAAAACACGAAGAAUUGUUGAGAGAACGCCAUCGAAUACGAAUGAAGGCGGAUAAGGAUGUACGUGACUUUAUGUCCGAACUUGGAAUUGCAAAAUUGAAACUGGCCGCUGAUGAGCAACGGCUUUUAAAGGAAAAACGACUGGAAAAGGAAGGAGAACUUCGCCAGAGCGAGAUAGAUCAGAGACUUCAUAAAAUGCAGGAGAACGCUGAGUUGCUUAAAAAGGAAGAGUAUGAACAGGAAUUAAGCAAAGCGACUUUUCGCAAAGAGCUUGCAAAGCAAAUCAGACAAAAUGAAAUUAAAAAAUUGCGUAAAAACGAAGAGAUAUUAAGGGAUCGCGAGGAAAGGAUAAAGAUUUUAGAAAAAUUUAAAAAUGAUCAAAUGGAAGAACAACAGCGAAAGCGAAAUGAACGCAAAGAAUGCGGACAGCAAAUCCGAAAAAUGAUUGAAGACAACGCUCUCGUAAAAGCUCGCGAACGAGUUAAAGAAAUCCAAUGUGGCAAGCAAUACCUAAGGUACCUGAAAGAUAGGGAACUUGGAAGAGAAGAAACGCAAUCUACAAGGAGGAAAAAAUUGACGCAUUUAAGAGCAAUUGGUGAACGAAUUGGUCUGGAUGUAUACAAAAUUGAAAUGGAAAAGCUUCAGCGAUUGGAAUUUUUAUAUAAUUUGCACGCUGACGAGAUGAAAGUUAAAGAGGAACGAAAAAUGCAAGAAGCCCGCAAGAAUGAAAUGCUGAAAACGUUGACUUUCCGUGAAGAGAUUCAGCGCGUAAUGCUAGAGAGUGCCGCAGAUAAGGAAGAAGAGAGGAGAAAUCAAGAAGACGAACUUUGCAGAUAUAAGACCGCGCUCGCAGAGUAUUUGGAAGAGCAAAACGAGCAAAAUAGAAAAAAUACACUUAAACGGUUAGAAUAUAGGAAUGAUUUGCGCAAAAUGAUCGAAUUGAGACAGAUGAAGGAAGCGGAAAGUGCGUAUCAAGAUAAGCUCGAACAUGAUCGUCACGUGAACUUGGAGAAUCAACGAUUAGAAGAUGUCGCCAGAGAACGCCUAUCGCUACUGAGAGUUGAACCAAAAGCUAUAUUAAAAUAUCUAUCAAGUAAGGUUCUGACUAACGAAGAAAGAAAAUUGUUCAAAUGA